Messenger RNA from Nothoprocta perdicaria, 1788 nucleotides. RefSeq names its product La ribonucleoprotein domain family member 6 (gene LARP6). Gene Ontology annotation, cellular component: nucleus. The record is from RefSeq and is a predicted model, not a curated record. Bases 1 to 1335 code for a protein of 444 amino acids. Gene Ontology annotation, biological process: RNA processing. The transcript is spliced from 3 exons. Lineage: Eukaryota; Metazoa; Chordata; Aves; Tinamiformes; Tinamidae. Gene Ontology annotation, molecular function: mRNA binding.
AUGGCGCAGCCGCGGGCGGGCAGCGGCAGCGACGGGGACGGCGGGCGCGGCGGCAGGUCCAGUGGUGGAGAAAAUGAUGAUGAUUCUGACCAGAACUGGAAACCUCCAGAAAAUGACCUGAUCCAGAAGUUAAUAGCACAGAUUGAAUACUACUUCUCAGAUGAGAACCUUGAGAAAGAUGCCUUCCUCCUAAAGCAUGUGAGAAGAAAUAAGAUGGGCUACGUCAGUGUUAAGCUCCUCACUUCUUUUAAGAAUGUGAAACAACUUACUCGUGACUGGAGAACUACAGCGUAUGCACUCAAGUACUCGGACACUCUUGAGCUCAGUGAAGAUAACAGAAAGGUUAGAAGAAAUACUCCAGUUCCAGUGUUUCCAAGUGAAAGCCACCCUACCAAGAUGUUACUGGUAUAUGACAUCCACCAGGCUCUCAACAAAGAGCAUGAAAAUGGAUUUAUGCAAGAAAAGAUAAUGGAGCAUCUCCUCAAAGCCUUUGUAACGUUUGGUGUAAUUUCAUCUGUUCGUGUUCUCAARCCCGGUAGGGAUCUACCAGCUGAUAUCAAGAGGUUCAGCAGUCGGUACAACCAGAUAGGAACACAGGAAUGCGCAAUUAUAGAAUUUGAAGAAAUCGAUGCUGCCAUACAUGCUCAUGACUUCAUGUGUGCUGCAAAGAGAGAGACUGACAUGAAAGUUGUCCUAAUAGGCAUGAAGCCUCCAAAGAAAAAAGUUCCCAAAGAUAAGAAUCGUUGUGAAGUUUCCACCAAGAGUCACAACAAGGUUAAAUCCCUUAACAAGAGAGUUGAGGAGCUUCAGUUUGUUGGUGAUGAAUCUUCAGCGAAUAGCUCUUCUGACCCAGAGAGUAAUCCUACAUCACCGCUGUCAGGACGUAAAAGUACAGCAACAAGUACCACAAAUAAAUUAAGUCCUAUUAUUCAUCCAAACAACCAUCUGAGUCCUAAUGUGUCACCCAGAUCAAGUCCUUGGAAUAGUCCGUCUUCACUAAGAAAAGCGACCAAAAAGUCUCCGCUUGCUGAAGACAACAAGCUUAACCCAAGCGCUAGCCCUGAAAUUCCAAGGAAAAGCACGGAUUAUUCUUCAGAUAGCAGCAUCACUCCUUCUAGCAGCCCUUGGGUACAGAGAAGAAGACAAGGUCAAACUGUAGCACAAGAGAAGAGUCCAGCGAGUAGCCCCAUGCUUGCUCGCAAAAUACAAAACGCGGAUGGUCUUCCCGUAGGGGUGCUGCGGCUACCCAAAGGGCCUGAUGGCACUAAAGGAUUCCAUUGUGCGUGUGAAAGAAGGAAAGUUGUGACRAAUGAAGCUGUGAAGAAUGUUCUUUAAAAACAGUUCUGUAAGCCAAAUGGCUGCUUUUGUUCAAGCCUGGUGGAAGACUGUCAACUGACAGAAUUAAAUCUGUAUUUAUUUUUAAACAUUUUUGUAUUCCUGCAGAAACUUUAUCAUUAGUGUAUUAAUUAACUGCAUUUUUUAUGUAUUAGUUGGAAAUGCCUAGGCACUGAAACAGGCAUCUAAAGCCAUUCAUGUAACUACAUUAUUUGUAAGCUAUGACCCUGAAGAGUAGGGCGUAGACACUGUUUAGCAGUUGUAUUUUGAUAACUAUGGUAUGUUACCAGUCUAAUCCUAAGGAAUAAGGACUUGAUGGCUUAUGUUACAGAGAGUAGUUCCUCUCGCCUUGCAUUUAUCUCCAAAGACACUAGCUAUGAUUUCCAGGACCAAAGCGUGUGUUUUCCUGUGAUGUGUAUAAGGAUGAUGAGCAUUGAAGACUGUUCUGUAGGU